Molecule: messenger RNA, 1674 nt
Organism: Xylaria bambusicola
Lineage: Eukaryota; Fungi; Ascomycota; Sordariomycetes; Xylariales; Xylariaceae
Product: PLC-like phosphodiesterase
Exons: 5
Coding region: 276-1217 (313 amino acids)
Biological process (GO): lipid metabolic process
Molecular function (GO): phosphoric diester hydrolase activity
Source: RefSeq, a predicted model, not a curated record
UGAUCUGCAUGGGUCUACUGUGGAAUACUCAUUUCACCUGGUCAUUUCCAACCCCUCAAGUAUACCAACUGCAUACGAGCAGACAUUCCCAGAUAGGCACCUAUUUUAAACGUAGUAAAAGCAGUUAUGGCGGCCGCAAAGUUGCUGAACUCUUUGCCCUUCAUUUCUUGUGUACCUCUGGCUUUCUAUCGCAUCACGUUCUAACCCAAGCCCCAACUCGCGUCCGGAAGCGGUGAAUAUAUAAGGAAUAAGAAGACAGGAGCCAGAAUACAGCGAUGGACGGCACUAACCAUUCGGUACCAUGGCCGGGUCGUAGGGAUCCAGGACCAAGCCCGCAAGCUGUCGGCCACCGUGGGUACAGUGCUGCCUACCCGGAGAACACCAUGGCUGCGUUUCGGAGCGCCGUAGAUAUCGGUGCGGAUGCGCUCGAGACCGACUUGCGGCUCUCCAAAGAUGGAAUCGUCGUAUUGUCGCAUGACCCUUCGUUGAAGCGCUGUUUCGGUGACGCUCGUAAGGUGGCAGAGUGUAAUUGGGAUGAGCUGAGCAAGCUCCAAACACUACGGGAGCCAAGGCAACCCAUGCCUCGCCUACUUGAUUUAUUCGAGUACCUCGCGCAACAGGAACAGGAGCGCAUAUGGGUGCUGUUAGAUAUUAAGCCGAGCGACAACAUGAACGAGCUGUUAAGCUGUAUAGCGCGCACUAUAGAAAGCGUCCCUACAGUAGGCCGCCCGUGGAACGAGCGCAUCAUGCUUGGUCCCUGGACUGCAGAGUGUGUGGCUAGUUACCUCAGACACCUACCAGGAUUUCCAAUUGCUCUAAUCGCCUUCUCGCCGCCAUAUACAACAGCGAUGCUACAGGUUCCCAACCUGAACUUCAACCUACUUAACUAUACUUUCGCAACGACGCGUGGUUCGCGCUUCUUGCGUGAAGCUAAGCAGCGUGGCCGCUUCAUAUUGUCUUGGACGAACAAUGAAGCUGAGUGGAUGGCGCGAAGUCUACGCGACGAGAUCGAUGCUGUGAUCACCGACGACCUUAAGAAGUUUCUUGAGAUUCGCGGCCAGCCACGCUCUAAAGAGAUGCAGCUUGUUGCUAAGUGGAGCGUGAAGGAAACCAGUUUCUGGAUCCUUAUUAACAUACUCGCUUGGGGGUUUGAGACAUUCUCAAGCGUUAUGAAGGGCUCGCCACAAGCCCAGGUGAAGAAAGAACUAGGCGUUUGAUACUACUUUCCUCGUGAACUUUUGUUUUGCAAUUAGACUUUGAAGAGCCGCCUUGACUCUAGAAGUAAACGCUCGCCUACUUGGCCCAAGCAUAGAAAUCCGUCUCACAACGAAGCGACUCUCCUCAAUUGACUUUGUAAUAUCCGAUCUAGCUAUUCCGCAAUAUUGAACGCCCAUCUUGCUGCUCCAUCCUGCAAUCAUCCAGAACAACUUGAUGAAUAGAGUCUCUUAAUUUCUACCUCUUAUCCGCUCCGCUAUAUAAGCAUGCCUUGAACCCUUUAUUUAUUACUCUUGUUUAGAAUACCGUAGCCUGCUGCGUCUCAAUCAUACUGGAGGUGGUAAUGGUAAGGCAUCUUUCAUUGCACAGCCCAGAUUAGUGUAUCCAAUCAGACCAGCAGAAUUACGGCAUAGGCAACUACAAACACAGCCUCUAUCGGGUGUACCCCAAGACGUUUAU